UAAUCUUCUAUGAACAAAAUGUAUCUAUGAGUGAUAUAAAUGUCAUUAUCAUGGUGAUGAAGCUUUUUUUUUUAUUAUCAUAUUUCGAAUUAUUUCGUUGUACAGUGGCAAUAGAUGCACCACCAGGAAAUUUGACUGAUACCAAUACGUGCAAAUUAUCCCAUUUUGGAAUAGAGUAUCUUGGAUAUAAUUCGAAAACAGAAUCUCUUGUUAGAUGUCAAGCAUGGAAUACAAAUUUUCCCCAUCACGUUAUGGACAAUAUAACAGAUGAUGAUUUUCCAGAAGCUUCAAAGGAGUCGGCAAAAAAUUAUUGUAGAAAUCCGAACUUAGAUCCCAAGGGUCCUUGGUGUUAUUCAUUGAAUGAAGACUUGAUAAAUGAAACUUGCGCUGUACCUCUGUGCUCUUUUUCCCAAUGCAGGUUAACUGGUCCUGGUAUGGAGUAUGCUGGAGAGCACAAGAAAACAAUUUCAGAUCGGAAUUGCUUAAAAUGGAACAAAGAUCGGAAAAAUGUUCAACAAGAUGGUCACUUGAUUAAACGAGAUAAGUUCGAAAAGGUUUUCUUCCCAGAUAAUGACCUUUCAAAAGCUGGAAAAAAAUGUAGGAAUCCAGAUGGAGAUCUUGCCGGUCCGUGGUGUUUUGUAGAAAAUGAAGAGAGCAAUACUAUAGAGAAAGAUUAUUGUGACGUGCCAUUGUGUGAUGAACCAGUUUGCGUGGUCUUCACAAAAAAUCACAAGACCUAUAUGCAUUUCACUGAUUUCAAUGAUACAUUGGAUAAUUUGAAUUUUGGUAUCAAGCUAUGGAGUUCUGACCAGUAUUUGGAAGCGGAAGCGAGACUUGUGUUAUCAGUUGUAGCUUUGCCUGCAGGAAAAGAAGAAAUGAUAGAUUUAGGAACAUCUAUUGAAAUUUUCAUCAGUAAUAAAUAUAGCGCUCUUACAGUUAACAAUAAAGAUGAAAUAGAAAAGGAAAAUACAAGGGGAAUAUUAACCUCAGAACGAUACACCUAUUUUUCUCUUACAUGGCAUAGAGGGUACAUCACUUUGAAUAAAAUUGGCAUUACAAAACCCAUAUUUUUGGCGGAGUAUAAGACCAAAAAUAAUUUAAUGGGUUUCAAACUGGAUAAAUUUUUCUACUACGCUGCUCAAGGAACUAAUAUUCUCUGGACCUUUCCAUUUUGUUUGGAUGAUUUCGAGUGUGACGUUCACACGACUACUGGGCAUCUAUUCCAACAGUUUUGGCCCCUACGCGAGUCUUCAAUUGGUAGAGAAUUAUCUCUGCAUAUCAGAGCAGUCCGUUCCGCCAAAAUUUUAUGUGUGUCUACCCCAGUAACAGAGUACCCAAACAUUGUGAUUAAUUUCAAAGCUGACGAUGGAUACACAAGGGUGAUUCAUAAAGAACAUAAAAACUCACCGUCUGUGACACUCAAAGAAGUGGUGUUGACAGAUGUACUUGAUUAUUGGAACUGGCAGGAAUACGUCUUAUCAUUUUUUGGUGACUCGUUUCAAAUUCAUUGGACGAAAAAUGGCGUAGCCCAUCUCGUUAUAGACAUUAAGCAUAACGUAUUUAGAAAGAUGAGAUGGUAUUCAGUCUGCUCAGAUAAUUCAGUUGCGCACUGGACUUUUUUUUGCUUUCCUCCUGAAGUUUCAAAACCACCACCUGCCUUUUUACCUGAAUGUUCCAUGAAUUCACAAGAACUCAAUUACAUUGGAAAGCAAGAUGUGACGCAUGAUGGAUUUCCUUGUUUACCAUGGUCUGCCAAAACUUUGGUACCAGAGUUUGAACGUAAAUCCUUCGAAGGAAAUGGUUUCUUAUCUGAGUUGUCUUAUUGCAGAGAUCCAGGAAAGCAUUUUGAAGGUACUUAUUGUUAUAUACUUUCAUUGUUGCCUGAAAAAACUGUUCUUAAGAAAUAUUGCCGAAUAAGGAAAUGCAAAUCCCAACAAUGUAGAAUGGCAGGUACUGGUAAUGAUUAUACUGGAGCUUUGAACAUAUCAAGAAGUCUUAGAUAUUGCGAACCUUGGUAUUCCAUCAAUUCUACUCACUUACAUGAUAUGAGUUACAUGAAUGAUAAAUUAUUUGCUGAUAUGAAACUGGAAGAUGCCAACAACUUUUGUAGAAAUCCCUCAAGGAACCCAAUAGGAAGUUGGUGUUAUACUAUUGAUCCUUCUGUUCCUCAAGAAAGUUGCCUGGUUAAAGAUUGUGAUAAACCAGAAGAAUGUAUUAUUAUAUUAAUGGGAAAAAAUGAAGGUCGUAGGAUUUAUAUUCUACCUCAGUGGAAAGAAAGAGGAACACAUGGAGGCCUCCAAUUCGCUUUGAAACGAUGGAAUCCUGAAAAAAUCGACGGCAUUAGUGUAGUGGUAACACCUAAAAAUGGCACAGAAAGUAUUCGACUGGAAAUUGGCGCUGAAGGAAAUCAAAAAAUCAAUCUAUUCUACAAUGGAAAUUUGAUGAAAUCCAAAACCAUGCCCCAUUUGAUCGCUUCAGGAACUUGGACCGAAUUCUGGUUACAGAUACGUCAAGAAGAAAUCAUGUUGGGUUACAAGGGUGUACCUCAUUCUCUCUUCGAAUGGAAACAUACCAAUCUCAUCGAAUCUUUCGAUCCUACCUACGUUUCGUUUUCAACGUUGAGUGAACAAUAUAUCGGGGUUUAUUUCAAAUGUGACGAAUGUCAUACUGAGUUCACAUCGGUUAACAACGUACUCAAGGUUUUCCCAGUUGGCGUUUGGAAAGAAAACGAUAUUGAUUUUUAUACCGUUCCCACCAAUUUUUCUUUAAAUAUACGUGGCGGUGGUACCGUCUGGGUUCCAUUGUAUAAUUUGAUACACACUGGGGAUUAUCUGUUGCUUGAAUUGAACCAAAUCCAAAAUAAAAUCGGAUUAUAUAAAUAUAAGAAUUCUCAACAUACGGUUUUGCUUGUAGCACAAAUGGAGGAACUACUAUUCAAUGACAACAAUUGGACCAAUUUUAGGAUCAAUUUCAACGAAACCAGCUUUCAAGUCUUCAAAAAUAGUAAUAGUAGCGUUAUAUUCGAAUACAGUGCUCCACAGACGCAGCCAAUCUUAAUAUAUUAUUUCACACUUGGCGUCGAUAACGGUUUAGUGAUCUGGAGUGCAAAUUGUGAGAUUUUAGAUCUGGAUGGGCCACCUAGAGAUGGUGGAUGGUCUCCCUGGUCGGAUUGGACGUGUUCAGUGCCAUGCGGUGGAGGUGACGGUUUCAAAACCAGAUCUUGCACCAAUCCCCGGCCGAACAUAAAAGGAAAAUUAUGUAUUGGAGCCCCUAUGUCCACUGGAAAAUGCAACGACUUUGAAUGCGGGGACAUCAGUCCAAAGACAAUCGAUAAAAUAAGACACGACUUGAGAACCAACUUCUUCAGUUUCACGAUUGAAGAAAACAGCGACAUCAAAAUACCAAAUAACAAAAAAAUAAUCAAGCACGUCAUGAAAGAAUCUCCAAAAUCACGUUACGAAUGGACAUUGAACGGAAUGCUAGUCAAUAAAGAAGAAGAUCAUUUUUCUCUGGUCGAUGGUGAAAUUUUCUUAACGAAUGCUAAACCAACAGAUUCUGGUCUCUACGUAUGUUUGUUGUACAGGAUGAAUAAGAAGCAGAUGAUAAUAAGGAUUGUGUCGUUAGCUGUUAUUCCAAAUUAUUAUACUUACAUCACGCGAGCUUCGAGAAAAUUCAGCUUGAAUUGCAAAACUGUUGUACUAGGAUACGUGUAUUCAGAUUUGAGCUUGAAAUUGUUGGUAAAUGAAACGCUUUACAAAAAUUACGGUAUUGUCACAUUAGCUAUUGCUAACAUGUAUAAUAUUCGACAUUUGGGACGGAACUAUACAGGCGAUUGGAAAUGUGUUGUGGAGCAGAAAGACUUGGGAUUUUCUUGGACCACGAAUUAUGAAAAAAUCUUAGUGAUGAAAGCUCCGAACCUGUAUACCAAUCUCAUGGAAGAUCAACUGACUAAACCUUUGUUUGGGUGGUUAAAAACUGAAAGAAACGUUCUUGUGGCCUUAAUUGUAAUUAUUUCUAGUUGUAUUGUAUUAGUUACGUUGUGCUUGGCCAUUUAUUUCACGUUUUUUACAAUUAAAAGGAGAACUUACAAAAGGAAUCGCAGGUUUUGAGUAGGAAGUUCAUUGUAGUGAAUUAAAAUUAUUUUUUUAUGUUCCUAACAUACUUUCAUUAUUGUGUAAUCAGUAGUGUUGGAAUGAGAAGUGAGCAAAACGUAUUAAAACAGUAAAAAAAAACAUGAAAAUU
Molecule: messenger RNA, 4242 nt
Organism: Harmonia axyridis
Lineage: Eukaryota; Metazoa; Arthropoda; Insecta; Coleoptera; Coccinellidae
Exons: 5
Coding region: 27-4109 (1360 amino acids)
Source: RefSeq, a predicted model, not a curated record